Mus musculus (house mouse) is the source of this 1354-nucleotide messenger RNA. It is a transcript of the gene Klk10, whose product is annotated as kallikrein related-peptidase 10. Gene Ontology annotation, molecular function: peptidase activity; serine-type endopeptidase activity; hydrolase activity. Bases 130 to 966 code for a protein of 278 amino acids. The record is from RefSeq and is marked provisional. Gene Ontology annotation, biological process: proteolysis. The transcript has 6 exons. Lineage: Eukaryota; Metazoa; Chordata; Mammalia; Rodentia; Muridae.
CCCAGGGGUCCCUGGUCAGAGGACUGUUUGCAGCCCACACUGCAGGGCAAGAGCCACUUCUGAGUCUCCUUUCUUCUUACUGGCGACUCCCAGGCCUCCACUCCAGCCUCUGCAAGCCAAGUAUCAGCUAUGAGGGUCCCGCUUCUUCACCUCUCCACUGCCUCUGGCUCCUGGUCCCUGGUGAAGCUUCUGCUGCCGCUACUGAUGGUGCAACUCUGGGCGGCGCAGGCUCUGCUGCUCCCGGGAAACGCCACGCGCGUGGACCUCGAGGCCUCCGGCGCCCAGUGCGAGCGUGACUAUCAUCCCUGGCAGGUCUCCCUCUUCCAUAACCUCCAGUUCCAAUGUGCGGGUGUCCUGGUGGACCAGAACUGGGUGCUCACGGCCGCACAUUGCUGGAGAAAUAAGCCACUGAGAGCUCGAGUUGGCGAUGACCACUUGCUGCUUUUCCAGAAGGAGCAACUGCGGUCCACGAGUUCACCUGUUUUCCACCCCAAGUAUCAGGCUUGCUCAGGCCCCAUCCUGCCACAUCGCUCAGAUGAACACGACCUCAUGAUGCUGAAACUGAGCAGUCCUGUAAUGCUGACGUCCAACGUGCAUCCCGUGCAACUGCCCUUCCGCUGCUCUCAGCCAGGGCAAGAGUGUCAGGUCUCAGGCUGGGGGACCUCAGCCAGCCGAAGAGUGAAGUACAAUAGGAGCCUGAGCUGUUCCAAGGUAACUCUCCUUAGCCAGAAGCAGUGUGAGACCUUCUACCCAGGUGUGAUCACCAACAGCAUGAUUUGUGCUGAGGCAGACGGAAACCAAGACUCUUGCCAGAGUGACUCCGGUGGCCCCCUGGUGUGUGAUGACACCCUGCAUGGCGUCCUCUCGUGGGGCAUUUACCCAUGUGGUGCUGCCCAGCACCCAUCUGUCUACUCAGAGAUCUGCAAAUACACCCCCUGGAUCCGAAGAGUCAUUCGUUUCAAAUGACCGUCUGCCCCUCUCCUCCUCUCAUGCCCACCCACCCCUCUUCCUUCAUCCCUUGUCCACUCCUGUUCUCUGCUCACAAAUGCAGAAAAUGGUGGCUGAGAAAGUUCUAGUACCCCAAGGAAGCUAGCAGUCCCCAAGUCUCUAAGAAAAGUUACCUGUCAUUCAACCUCUACCUCCCUCCUCUGUGUGACUGGGACAAGCCUGGUACUCUCUCUGAGCCUUGGUUUCCUUGUCUGUAAAAUGGGGACAAUGAAUUGUCUACCUCUUACAUAUGUUGUAUGGAGACCAUGAUGGAAUAUGUGUGUGUGUGUAUGUGUGUGUUUAUGGUCACUGACACAGGAACAUGAACACCAUCUGGUUAUCACUGAUUAAACACUACCAAAUCUGA